Daldinia childiae is the source of this 798-nucleotide messenger RNA. Its product is annotated as Phosphatidylinositol N-acetylglucosaminyltransferase subunit gpi15. The transcript has a single exon. Gene Ontology annotation, cellular component: glycosylphosphatidylinositol-N-acetylglucosaminyltransferase (GPI-GnT) complex. The coding region runs from base 1 to 798 and encodes 265 amino acids. Gene Ontology annotation, biological process: GPI anchor biosynthetic process. NCBI's taxonomy places the organism in Eukaryota, Fungi, Ascomycota, Sordariomycetes, Xylariales, Hypoxylaceae. The record is from RefSeq and is a predicted model, not a curated record.
AUGUUAACGACAGCGCCAUACCUGCGCAUCCGGCGCCCAUCCCCAACAACAACCGAGUUCAUCGUAUCGACCCUUCCACCGCCGACGCUACCGUUACGCCUUGCCCUCGGGGCUAUAUACUUCGUACGUCUGCUACUCGCUCUCGCCGUCCUGCUCAUGAUGUACGCGGCUCAGAGCUCGUACUACUCGACAACACCCCUUCAGCCGCUACUACUACCGUCGAUGAAGGCAUCAGUAGCGAAUAUACAAUCGAACUCUACCGUGACGGGUGCUACCACCGCAAACAGUCCUAUCAACGUCCUCGCUACUACUCCUAUCUUCUCUCUCGCCUUCGUCCAGCAGACCCUCAACGUACUACUAUCCUCGCGCCUAGGAUCUCUCCUUUCUAAGCUCGCGCACUCCGUGCCCCCAUGGAUCUUAAUCCCCUGCUCUAUAGGGACGCUAUACCUCCUCUCGCUCCGCAUCGGCGCAGAGGAGCGGCUCCUAGUCCUACGGGGUCUAGGGGUACAAACAAGCUCAAGCGGCGCAACGGUGUUCUCCGCGCUCAAGACGCGCUUCAUCCCAACCGACAAGAUCCAGGACAUCCUAAUCAACGAGGCCUUCCGCGGCUUCGAGGUCCGGCACUACCUGAUCGUCAUCGUCGAAGGGGAGGAGCACAUCGUCGUCGUGUUUCCGCAGCUGCUCCCGCGACCUCGUAUCUUGGAGAAGGUGUGGAAGGGCGCCAGGAAGUGUCUUUAUGGGCGGGACGGGGAGGACGAAAAAGAAGAAACGAGUCUUAAGGGGGACGGCACGGCUUAG